This is a messenger RNA of Xiphophorus hellerii (green swordtail), 1467 nucleotides long. RefSeq names its product vomeronasal type-2 receptor 1-like. Gene Ontology annotation, biological process: G protein-coupled receptor signaling pathway. The transcript has 6 exons. Gene Ontology annotation, molecular function: G protein-coupled receptor activity. Lineage: Eukaryota; Metazoa; Chordata; Actinopteri; Cyprinodontiformes; Poeciliidae. Gene Ontology annotation, cellular component: plasma membrane. Bases 31 to 1242 code for a protein of 403 amino acids. The record is from RefSeq and is a predicted model, not a curated record.
CACACAGCAAACGAAACUCGACGGAUAGAAAUGCGGACCCUCUUUAUUGGUCCGAGAUUCUCAGUCACUUUACUGGAGCUGAUGUCACUGGUCCUCUUGGCUCAAUUUGUAAAUGUCCUGACACAGAGGACAGAGCCUGGAGUCAGCACUGAGGCUUCAUCCACCAGGUGUACUCUGCUGGGUACGCCACGUUCACCUGCGUUCUCAAAGGAUGGGGACUUUAUCAUCGGAGGGGUUUCCUCUAUUCAUUACCAGCUUUACACAGUGAUUUAUAAUUACACCACCAAGCCUGAGCCUCCGAGAUGCACAGGGAGCUUCAAUGCCCGGGGGCUGCGCUUCUUCCGCACAAUGAUCUUUGCCAUUGAGGAGAUAAACAACAGCACAGAGCUGCUGCCGGGAAUCAAACUCGGAUAUCGUCUCUUUGAUUCCUGCGUCUCGGUGCCUGUCUCGGUGCAUGUUGCUUUUCAGCUGGCAAACGGUCAGGAUCCUGUGGUUUACGUAGGAGAUAAUUGUUCUCAGUCUGGAGUGGUGGUGGCUGCUGUGGGAGACUCUGGAUCCACUCCAUCCAUCAGCAUGUCACGCAUCAUGGGGCCCUUCAACAUUCCUCUGGUGAGCCACUUUGCCACUUGUGCCUGCCUUUCAGACAAACAACAAUUCCCGACUUUUUUCAGAACAAUUCCCAGUGACCAUUACCAAGCUGACGCGUUGGCCAAACUGGUGAAACACUUUGGUUGGACGUGGAUAGGAGCCGUCCAUUCAGACUCAGAUUAUGGAAAUAAUGGCAUGGCCUCUUUUCUAGAAGCAGCACUCAGAGAGGGGAUCUGUGUGGAGUACAUUGAAUCCUUUUUUAGGACCAACCAACAGAGCAAAAUCAGAAGAGUUGCAGACGUUAUCCGUAGAUCCACAGCAGUGGUUGUGGUGGCAUUUACAGCCUCUGGUGAUAUGAAAGUCCUACUAGAAGAACUGGCUCGGGAUCCUCCUCCACCUCGUCAGUGGAUCGGGAGUGAAUCUUGGGUAACAGAUCCACUCUUGAUGAGCUUCAGUUUCUGUGCGGGAGCCAUUGGAGUUGCCAUUCAGAAGUCUGUCAUCCCAGGUCUGAGAGAUUUCCUCCUGGAUCUCUCUCCCUCUGAAGCGGCUGCCUCCCCACUGCUUACUGAGUUCUGGGAGGAUGCAUUCAACUGCAGCCUGACAACAAGUUCCAGUGUCAGUUUGCUCAGAGAGUUGUCCUCCAGGAACUCGUAAAGUGUUGCAGAAAGGAAAACCAAUCUGCUGCUAUGACUGUAUACCAUGUCCUGAAGGAGAGAUCAGUAAUAUGACAGAUUCUCUCGAGUGUUUCCCAUGUCCCAGAGAGUUCUGGCCAAAUGCAAACAAAGACGCUUGUUUUCCCAAACCAGUUGAGUUUCUUUCCUAUGGUGAAGUCCUGUCAAUCAUCCUGGCUGCAUUUUCUGUUAGUGGAGCCUUUCUGGC